This is a messenger RNA of Tarenaya hassleriana, 1213 nucleotides long. Its product is annotated as small nuclear ribonucleoprotein-associated protein B'-like. The transcript has a single exon. NCBI's taxonomy places the organism in Eukaryota, Viridiplantae, Streptophyta, Magnoliopsida, Brassicales, Cleomaceae. Bases 180 to 995 code for a protein of 271 amino acids. Gene Ontology annotation, molecular function: RNA binding. The record is from RefSeq and is a predicted model, not a curated record. Gene Ontology annotation, cellular component: U2-type prespliceosome; U2 snRNP; U1 snRNP. Gene Ontology annotation, biological process: mRNA splicing, via spliceosome.
UGAAGUGGAGCGUUCUUCCUUCGCAGUAUAAACCCUAGACAUUUCCUCUCUUCACGAUUCCACUGCAGAUACCAGUUUUUGCCUCCCGAAAUCGUUUCAAAUCCGAAUCGCUCCGGAGAAUUUGAAAUCGCCGGUAAAACUGUCUGCUUCUGCAGGUUGUUACUCACCGAUCGUUGAAAAUGUCGAUGUCGAAGAGCUCCAAGAUGCUUCAGUUCAUCAAUUACCGGAUGCGGGUGACGAUCCAGGACGGUCGGCAACUGGUUGGGAAGUUUAUGGCGUUCGACCGCCACAUGAACCUCGUACUCGGAGACUGCGAGGAGUUCCGGAAGCUUCCUCCGGGGAAGGGGAAGAAGAUCAACGAGGAGAGAGAGGAACGUCGAACACUCGGUUUGGUGUUGCUCAGAGGUGAAGAAGUUAUCUCAAUGACCGUCGAGGGUCCUCCUCCGCCGGAGGAAUCUCGUGCCAAGUCUGCUUCUGCGGCGGCGGCAGCUGGUCCCGGAAUCGGCCGUGCCGCCGGUCGUGGAGUACCCACCGGUCCGCUUGUUCAGGCUCAGCCUGGACUUGCAGGUCCUGUUCGUGGAGUAGGUGGACCAGCUCCGGGUAUGAUGCAACCCCAGAUUUCCCGACCUCCGCAGCUUUCAGCACCGCCGGUGAUUCGGCCUCCGGGACAGAUGCCGCCACCACCGCCGGCAUUUGCUGGCCAAGCUCCGCCACCUAUGAUGCGAGGCCCUCCGCCUCAAGGUCCUCCGGCGUACGGAAUGAGGCCGCCGCCGCAGCAGUUCCCUGGGCCACCACCGCAAUUUGGGCAGAGACCCAUGGUUCCUCCUCCAGGUCCGAUGAUGAGAGGACCUCCGGGUCCGCCGCAGAGGCCCGGAAUGCCGGGGCCUCCUCCGCCUCGUCCUGGCAUGCCUCCACCGCCUGGUGGUGUUCCUGUAUUUGCUCCUCCGCGUCCUGGCAUGCCACCUCCACCGAAUCCCCAUAAUCAGCAGCAGUGACUAGGUUAGCAAUGCCACCGUUUUCGUUUUCUGUUUGGGCUGUUUCAUGGGUUUGUGAAGGCAUAGUUGUUCGGGUGAACUCAUCAGAUUCUAGUGUGUAGCUAUUACCUUGAUAACUUAGCUGCGAUCUCCAAGUCUGCCGAUUUGAUAUCUUAGCUUGGAAAGUUCAUAGCUUGUUGAUGGGUUUCUUGUUAUCUUUAAAGUGAUCCCUUGAACGU